GCGGGCCCGGCCGAGCGGGAGGCGGAGCCGGGAGCUGGGGGCUGCUGGCGAGCGGCUCCUCGGCUCCUUUGCUCCGGCUCCCCGCUUCCCUCCGCCGCCGCCGCCGCUCGUUCCUCCUCCUCCGCCGCCGCGGCCGCCGCUCGCCGCACCGCAGCCCCUCCCGCCAUGGCCGCCGCCGCCGGCGCCCGGCGCAGCCCCGGCCCCAGCUCGGCGCUCCGGGGGCGGCUGAGGGUCGGCUUCCCCCCGGCGCCGCCGCCGCCGCUGCUCCUGCUCCUGCUCCUGCUGCCGCCGCCGCCGCUGCUGGCCGGCGCCACCGCCGCCUCCCGGGAGCCCGACAGCCCGUGCCGGCUCAAGACGGUCACGGUGUCCACGCUGCCCGCGCUGCGGGAGAGCGACAUCGGCUGGAGCGGCGCCCGCGCCGGGACCGGGACGGGGACCGCGGCCGGAGCCGCCGCCGCCGCCGCGUCCUCGGGCUCCGCCGGCUCCGCCGGCUCCGCGGGCGCCCCCGCCGAGGCGCGCCUCCUGCUCUUUGUGCGGAACGAGCUGCCGGGGCGCAUCGCGGUGCAGGACGACCUGGACAACACCGAGCUGCCCUUCUUCACUCUGGAGAUGUCGGGCACGGCAGCAGACAUCUCGCUGGUUCACUGGAGGCAGCAGUGGUUGGAGAACGGCACCUUGUACUUCCACGUCUCCAUGAGCAGCUCCGGGCAGCUGGCCCGGGCUACCGCCCCCACACUCCAGGAGCCCUCGGAGAUUGUAGAGGAGCAGAUGCACAUUCUCCACAUUUCCGUGAUGGGUGGCCUCAUUGCUCUGCUGCUGCUGCUGCUGGUGUUCACAGUGGCGCUGUAUGCCCAGCGGCGCUGGCAGAAGCGUCGCCGCAUCCCCCAGAAGAGCGCCAGCACGGAAGCCACGCACGAGAUCCACUAUAUCCCCUCGGUGCUGCUGGGCCCCCAGGCCCGCGAAAGCUUCCGUGCCUCCCGGCUGCAGGCCCACAACUCCGUCAUCGGCGUGCCCAUCCGGGAGACCCCCAUCCUGGAUGACUAUGACUAUGAAGAGGAGGAGGACCCUCCCCGGAGGGCCAAUCACGUCUCCCGCGAGGACGAGUUUGGCAGCCAGGUGACCCACACCCUGGACAGCCUGGGCCGGCCGGGGGAAGAGAAGGGAGACUUUGAAAAGAAAGCGGCAGCUGAGGCGACGCAGGAGACCGUGGAGUCCCUGAUGCAGAAGUUCAAGGAGAGUUUCCGCGCCAACACGCCCAUCGAGAUCGGUCAGCUGCAGCCAGCACCUCGCAGUGCCUCGGCGGGGAAGCGGAAGCGGAGGAGCAAGUCUCGAGGGGGCAUCAGCUUCGGGAGAGCCAAGGGGACGUCGGGGUCAGAGGCAGACGACGAGACGCAGCUGACGUUCUACACGGAGCAGUACCGCAGCCGCCGCCGCAGCAAAGGUUUGCUGAAAAGCCCAGUGAACAGGACGGCACUGACGCUGAUCGCCGUGAGCUCCUGCAUCCUGGCCAUGGUGUGCGGCACUCAGAUGUCCUGUCCACUCACAGUGAAGGUGACCCUGCACGUGCCCGAGCACUUCAUUGCAGACGGGAGCAGCUUUGUGGUGAGCGAAGGGAGCUACCUGGACAUCUCCGACUGGCUAAACCCGGCCAAGCUGUCCCUGUAUUACCAGGUCAACGCCACCUCCCCGUGGGUGAGGGACCUCUGCGGACAGAGGACGACAGACGCCUGUGAGCAGCUCUGCGACCCUGACACCGGAGAGUGUAGCUGCCACGAAGGCUAUGCCCCCGACCCAGUGCACAGACAUCUGUGUGUGCGCAGUGACUGGGGACAGAGUGAAGGACCUUGGCCUUACACAACACUUGAGAGGGGCUACGAUUUGGUGACGGGGGAGCAAGCCCCGGAAAAGAUUCUCAGGUCUACUUUCAGCUUGGGCCAAGGACUCUGGCUUCCUGUCAGCAAAAGCUUUGUGGUCCCGCCUGUGGAGCUGUCCAUCAACCCCCUGGCCAGCUGCAAGACUGAUGUGCUCGUCACAGAAGACCCUGCAGAUGUCAGGGAAGAAGCGAUGCUGUCCACCUACUUUGAAACCAUCAAUGACCUGCUGUCCUCCUUUGGGCCGGUUCGCGACUGCUCUCGGAACAAUGGGGGCUGCACUCGAAACUUCAAGUGCGUGUCUGACCGCCGGGUGGACUCCUCGGGCUGUGUCUGUCCCGAGGAGCUGCGGCCCAUGAAGGACGGCUCCGGUUGCUACGACCACUCCAAAGGCAUCGACUGCUCUGACGGCUUCAAUGGCGGCUGCGAGCAGCUGUGCCUGCAGCAGGCCCUGCCUCUGCCCUACGAUGCCACCUCCAGCACCAUCUUCAUGUUCUGCGGCUGCGUGGAGGAGUACAAGCUGGCGCCCGAUGGGAAAUCCUGCCUCAUGCUCUCCGAUGUCUGCGAGGGCCCCAAGUGCCUCAAGCCCGAUUCCAAAUUCAACGACACCCUCUUUGGAGAGAUGCUACAUGGCUACAACAACCGGACCCAGCAUGUGAACCAAGGUCAAGUCUUCCAGAUGACCUUUAGGGAGAACAACUUCAUCAAGGACUUCCCGCAGCUGGCCGACGGGCUGCUGGUGAUCCCGCUGCCGGUGGAGGAGCAGUGCCGGGGGGUCCUCUCCGAGCCCCUCCCGGACCUUCAGCUGCUCACUGGAGACAUCAGGUAUGACGAGGCCAUGGGUUACCCCAUGGUGCAGCAGUGGAGGGUCCGGAGCAACCUGUACCGCGUGAAGCUCAGCACCAUCACCCUCUCGGCAGGCUUCACCAACGUGCUCAAGAUCCUGAGCAAGGAGAGCAGCCGCGAGGAGCUGCUGACCUUCAUCCAGCACUACGGCUCCCACUACCUGGCGGAGGCCCUCUACGGCUCCGAGCUCACCUGCGUCAUCCACUUCCCCAGCAAGAAGGUCCAGCAACAGCUGUGGCUCCAGUACCAGAAAGAGACCACGGAGUUGGGCAGCAAGAAAGAGCUCAAGUCCAUGCCCUUCAUCACCUACCUCUCAGGUCUGCUGACGGCCCAGAUGCUGUCAGAUGACCACCUCAUCUCAGGCGUGGAGAUCCGCUGUGAGGAGAAAGGCCGCUGUCCCUCUACCUGCCACCUUUGCCGCCGACCAGGCAAGGAGCAGCUGAGCCCCACACCGGUGCUGCUGGAAAUCAACCGUGUGGUACCACUUUACACCCUCAUCCAGGACAAUGGCACCAAGGAGGCCUUCAGGAGCGCGCUGAUGAGCUCCUACUGGUGCUCGGGGAAAGGGGAUGUGAUCGAUGACUGGUGCCGGUGUGACCUCAGCGCCUUCGACGCCAGUGGGCUCCCCAGCUGCAGCCCCCUCCCGCAGCCGGUGCUGCGGCUGUCCCCAACCGUGGAGCCCUCCAGCACCGUGGUCUCCUUGGAGUGGGUGGACGUUCAGCCGGCAAUUGGGACCAAGGUCUCUGACUAUAUUCUGCAGCACAAGAAGGUGGAUGAGUACACAGACACGGACCUCUACACAGGAGAAUUCCUGAGUUUUGCCGAUGACUUACUCUCUGGCCUGGGCACAUCUUGUGUAGCAGCUGGUCGAAGCCACGGAGAGGUCCCCGAAGUCAGUAUCUACUCCGUCAUCUUCAAGUGUCUGGAGCCCGACGGCCUCUACAAGUUCACUCUGUACGCUGUGGACACACGGGGGAGGCACUCAGAGCUCAGCACGGUGACCCUGAGGACAGCCUGUCCACUGGUGGAUGACAACAAGGCGGAAGAGAUAGCCGACAAGAUCUACAACCUGUACAAUGGGUACACAAGUGGAAAGGAGCAGCAGACGGCCUACAACAUGCUGAUGGAGGUCUCAGCCUCCAUGCUGUUCCGAGUCCAGCACCACUACAAUUCUCACUAUGAGAAGUUCGGGGACUUCGUCUGGAGGAGCGAGGAUGAGCUGGGGCCCAGGAAGGCCCACCUGAUCCUGAGGCGGCUGGAGAGGGUGAGCAGCCACUGCUCCAGCCUCCUGCGCAGCGCCCACAUCCAGAGCCGCGUGGACACCGUGCCCUACCUGUUCUGCCGCAGCGAGGAGGUCCGGCCCGCGGGCAUGGUGUGGUACAGCAUCCUCAAGGACACCAAAAUCACGUGCGAGGAGAAGAUGGUGUCCAUGGCCCGGAACACGUAUGGGGACUCCAAGGGCCGGUGAGGGGGGCCGCUGCCCUCCGUGAGCACAGAGACUCUCCGUGGGAGGGGGUGCUGCACCCCCGUGGAUUCCAGGGCCGAGGUGGGCUGGGAGACAGCUGAGGAUGGGCUUGGCCAAUUAGGCUUGGCAGUGAGGCCAAAGCAAACUCUCUCUCUUGUGGAUAGCCGACAGAGGACUUUGUAAACACUGGGAUUAUCCAUUUUUCUCUACCUUUUAUUUUUUUCUAAGAUUUUAUUUGACUCUAUCCAAGUCUCUCCUUUUUCAACGUUUUCUUCUGGAUGGCGGUCAGUGCCGAGGCAAGAGCUUCCAGGUGGAGACCAAGCGGCCUUUCCUCUUCUUCCUUCCCGCGGCCACACUCAGCUUCCUCCCAGCCUGGACCCCGGCAGGAGAUGGAUGCAGAGAUGGUCCGCCCUCCUCAGCGUCAGGAAGGAAGCCCCGAGGAUCGCGCCGUGAGGAAGCGUGGGUCUUUAGGACUUUAUUCCCAGCUGGCAUUGAAUUUGCAGGACCUCGGCCUCUUCCUGCUACCUGUGGGUCUGCCCGGUGUCCCUGCAGGACUUCCCAUGCAUUAAAAAUUCCUAUUGUCUCUC
Molecule: messenger RNA, 4769 nt
Organism: Myotis daubentonii (Daubenton's bat)
Lineage: Eukaryota; Metazoa; Chordata; Mammalia; Chiroptera; Vespertilionidae
Gene: ASTN2
Product: astrotactin 2
Biological process (GO): neuron migration; neuron cell-cell adhesion
Cellular component (GO): endosome; membrane
Molecular function (GO): protein binding; inositol 1,3,4,5 tetrakisphosphate binding
Source: RefSeq, a predicted model, not a curated record